Messenger RNA from Lolium perenne, 2839 nucleotides. The record is from RefSeq and is a predicted model, not a curated record. NCBI's taxonomy places the organism in Eukaryota, Viridiplantae, Streptophyta, Magnoliopsida, Poales, Poaceae.
AUGCCGUCAUCGACCGGUGCAACUACCUGGGGCACAAGGCCCUGCUCCAGUUCGCGCCUCCGGCGGUCCCUUAUCCUCCGGCUUAAAGGGGUCAACACGAGCCACCGCCAAGCGGCACCAGAGGAAAACGGUGUUGCUAACUCGAGGAGAAGCACCGGCCAACGCCGCAGAGAUGGGUCAGGAUGUCGAGUUCGGUUAGCCCACCGCCGGCUCCCGCCCUUCUCCUAUCACCCUCCUCCGCCUUCCUCCUCAGCGGCCCUCAAAAUAUGUUUCGCCCAGAGUAUCAAGUUGUAUCUUUAUUCUCCCACAAAGCUGCUCCCAGUUAUUGUGUUCCUGAAGAAGAAAUGCAUUGCGGAUUCAUGUGCAGGGAAACAAAAUGGAGGGUUGUGUACCAGCCAACCACAUAGAUCAAUUCAGAGAAAUUUGAAAGCAUGCUUGAUAUUCAGAGAAACGUUUAUGAUGUUUAUCGUAGCCGUCUCAUAGAAGAUGUUCAGAACAGCACACCGUCCGUUCAUACUCAAGUUUACUCAAUGCACAGAGAUUCAAGAAGUCACUCCUCGAUCUGAAAAUAUUCCUCUGUUUGGAAAAUAAUGCUGUUCUACCAGGAGCUGAAUUCUUACUUAAUGCACUAUUUGUUGUUACACAUUCUCUUCCUGCCUCCCGUUUUAUUUGCUACUUCUUUUUAUUGCUACUGAUCUGUUUUGGACAUGCUGAAUUUAAUUUUCUGUGGUAAGAUGUUGGAUUACUAAAAAUGCUGAUCAAAAGCAAGAACCAAGAUGGCAUGCCUUACCUGACACAAGGUAUAAUUUACAAAAUACACACAUAAAAAAUUCAACAUCAUUAUAGGAUUUCGUAAUUACUAGCCAUAAGCAGCAGUGAGUUGAUUCUUCUUAUAAAGCAUGGCUGCGCUUCCUCCUUUUAUAAUGUAUCUGUUUUGUCCCCUGUUGUACUCCUACUAGAUUAUAUAUUUUCCGCACUUUAUCUGCUGCUUGAACUUUUAUGUUGUCAUGUAUUUGAAGUUUUGAACUGCUGAUUCAUUUGUUGCUGAGAUGGUGUUUUUCUCCACCAUUUACCUGUUGUCUGAAAUUUCCGGCUAUCAUAUAGUUGAACCGCUGAUUCAUCUGUUGUCAUGUUAGGGUUUUUUUCUUCUCGGGAACUCCUUAAUUAUUAUGUGAUGUUUUCUUUUCCUUACAUUUAGUUCCCCCGAUCUGUCUGAUCUUCUAUAUUCACAACAAAAAUAAUCGAACUGCUAAUUCAUUUGCUAGCAAGAUAGGUUCUUUUUUAUGCUCUAUUUUAUUUUCCUUACAUUUUUUUGUACAGUCUGUCUAAUUCUUCUGUCUUGAGAACAAAAGGAAAUACUUACAAACAAGUUCUUAAUUCUAAUGCGUUCCGACUUGCUUAUUCUUCCUUAGUUUUUUUUUUUGCUUCCCGUGUUUCCAUCUACUUGGCAUGGAUGAUCGUAUUAUGGUCCACGAUAUCGACAAAUACUGAUGUUCCAGGAAUGAAGAAGCCGCAAACACACCAAUCUUAUUGGUGUACUUUAUUAAUUUGGUACUUAAUUGUCGUCUCUUCUAGGCUAUGGUCACUAAAUGUAUGUUCUGGACUGGGAAAUGCUUACUAACGACAAAAGGUAAGUUAUCAGGAUCCAUGUACAUCAUAAAUUUAGAGUAUUUAUGUUACAUCUAAGGUUCCUAAAUUUCACUUCUGGGCAUGGCAUUUGCAAACUACCAGUAACUCAUGAUGCAUGCUUUGGAUGCACCUUUUCUUCUUCUGUUCAUAUCAAUUUGAUGUCCUAAUGCUAGGCUAUGUGCAGAUAUGGAAUUGUACUUUCAAAACAAUGAACGAAGCAACUUGCAAUGUCACAGACCAAGCAAAGCACCUUCUGCUUAUUGAGGUCAAAUGUUAGCUAUGCACAUCUAAUUUAUUGAUGUGCACUAGACCCUAAUCUGAUUACCGAGUCAUGCAUUCAUGUUUGAAAAGUACAUCCAUGUGACCUUCUAAUUUCUAUAUGAUGCAUGAACAGGGUGGCGUCAGCUUGAGGCAGAUGUCUGGCACGAGCUUAUCGUUUUGUGUUGUCCAAGCUCUCCAGAAUGGCAGAUAUGAUUGAUGGCCGACUCACGAUCGUCGAAGACGCCAAUGGUGCUCGAGAUUUAUUGCUCAGCUCUCUGGUCCACUUGCAUGCAAGUACAUCACAGCACCAAUCAAAAGUCCCCCUUACUCUUUUUGGACACAUCAGUGGCCAGCAUUGCAUCUCAGUAAUUGAUAUCACCAUUGAUUUGCUGAAGCUGCAUGGUGAUACCGAUUUCAAGAUAUAACCAUUCUCACCUCUUCUCCUAUUCUCUCUCGAUCUUGUUUAUUUCGUUUAUGCUAUGGGUUAAUCGGCGUUUUAUUUUGCAGGGUGCUUGAUAUGGAUGUGCACGUUCAUCCAGUUCUAGAUGCUCCUGUGUUUUUGGAUUAGAUAUACCAUGGUGAGCAUUAACUGCCUAAUGUUCUAAUCCUUGCUACUUUACAGACGGUGUGGCCUAAGCAUCUGAUCUGCAUCACAUGUGCAAGGGUCUGUUCACAAAAUUCGCUGCAUUCCAGGGGCAAGGGCAGUUGCUCUCCAAUAUUGACUGCAUAUAUUUAGUGUUCUACCUUCCUACAACAAUCAACGAAGUACAUACAUGCUUUUGUAGAUUAGAUCAUUCGAUAUUGACUGCAGAUAUUUAACAGUGAACCAAGUACAGACAUGAUUUUCUGGAUUUGAUCCAGGUACUACUACAUUAUGUUAAGUUAUGUGUUGUCAUUUUGUCACUCUGUAUGGUUGCAAUCAAUGAAAUGGCACUCUUCGUCUUACACA